AUGGACCAGACGGGGUCGGGGCUGCACAAGCGGAUGGAGGCGCUGUCGCUGCAGGCGAGCGCUCUGCGGGAGGCCUUGCAGCGGAGCGAGGAGAACACGGACAGCGCGGUCGCCGCCCUCGACUCGUUCGACCGCCACGUCUCCGCGAUCGAGGCCUCCAUCCGCCCCGCCCAGGUGAGGGCGCAGGCCAGCACGAUGGCGAACGAGAACAUCGACAGGACCAUCGAGACCGCCGAGGCCAUCCUCGCGCAGUUCGAGAUCGUCCGCCGGGCUGAAGCUGUGAUAUUUAGGGGUCCACAUGAGGACUUACAGCUGCCAUUGACAUCAGAAGGGAACUCUGAAUCAGUUGGAGAGCAACUAUCCAAAAGCUUUGAAAGUGCUACAUACAGGACUCCAAUACUAAUUCCCCCAAGAAUAUUACCACUUCUGCAUGAUAUAGCUCAUCAGUUGGUUCAGUAUGGAAAUCAACAGUCGUGCUAUAGAAUUUACAGAAUCAUGCUUGGAUUUGUUUCUUUUAUCAGAGAUGCUCGCAGCUCAGCGUUAGAAUUGAGUCUUCAAAAACUGGGCAUAGAAAAGCUAACUGAAGAUAAGAUGCAGCACUGGGUGUCCUCAAAUGUUGGAACCUGGACUCAUAUUAUGCAUAUUACAGAUCAAUGUUUUGCUGAAGUGGCAGGAAGCAGUGUUAUGACUCUUCUCGGCUUUGGUGAUGUUGUUGCUAAAAGUAAAAGAUCUCAUGAAAAUUUGUUUCUACUGCUGGAGAUGUAUGGAUUAAUGCACAGACUUCAGUCAGGGGUUGAAGUGACUUUUCAAGGAAAUUUUUGCUCUGGGAUGCGGGAGGCUGCAUUAAACCUGACUAAGAGCUUGGCGCAGUCUGCCCAAGAAACUCUGCUUGAUUUGGAGGUGGCAGUUGAAAAGGAAAAUUCGAAGACUAUCGUACAGAAUGGAAAUCUCCAUCCUUUUACAAUCGAAGUGAUGAAUUAUGUGAAAGGCCUAUUUGAUUACCAAUCAACACUGAAAAUACUAUUUCAGCAACCUCAAAGUGGUAGUGAGACUGAAUCUCAACUUGCGAUUAUAACCAUGAUGAUUAUGCAGGCUUUUCAGAAUAACUUGAAUGGGAAAUCUAAGCAGUACAAGGAUCCUGGAUUGUCUCACAUAUUUCUUAUGAACAACCUUCACUAUAUGGUUAUGUUUGUUCGCAGAUCAGAAUCCAAUGAUAUACUUGGUGGUGACUGGAUUCAGAGGCACCGUAAGAUUGUGCAGCAAAACGCUAAUCAGUACAAGAGGGUAGCAUGGGCAAAGAUUUUCCAGACACUCUCCGUCCAAGUCACAGGUGGCAAUAGUUCGUCAUCACCAUCUGAUGUUAGCAGCACUGGAGUUUCAAGGACUAUGAUCAAAGAACAGUUCAAGUCCUUCAAUAUGCAAUUUGAAGAUCUUCAUGCAAAGCAGUCUCAAUGGACUAUUCCUGAUCAGGAAUUGCGAGAUGAACUGAGGCUUGCUGUGGCUGUAGUUCUCUUGCCAGCAUAUAGGUCUUUCAUUAGCCGUUUUGGGAAUCUUAUUCAACGUGGGAGGAACCCUCAUAAGUACAUCAAAUACUCACCAGAAGAAUUGGAUCAAAUGUUGGGUCAGUUCUUCCUAGGACAGUAG
Miscanthus lutarioriparius is the source of this 1644-nucleotide messenger RNA. NCBI's taxonomy places the organism in Eukaryota, Viridiplantae, Streptophyta, Magnoliopsida, Poales, Poaceae. The record is from the annotation of a GenBank genome assembly.